Molecule: messenger RNA, 1920 nt
Organism: Salvelinus sp. IW2-2015
Lineage: Eukaryota; Metazoa; Chordata; Actinopteri; Salmoniformes; Salmonidae
Gene: tsc22d4
Product: TSC22 domain family protein 4
Source: RefSeq, a predicted model, not a curated record
CUUCCGGAUUUAUAGAAGUUGUCAACAGUUUGCUAAAUAGAAAAACAUGUAGCUAGAUACUGAGACCAGAACCGUUCUUUUAUAGCUGAAUGAGAAAGCAGAACGCUACCCUUCUUUUUCCAGCAAAGAGAGACGGGGGAAGGAGUGACUGGAGACAGAAAGACGGCGCCGCUGCGGAAAGCAGAAGUAGUUAGUUACAGUAGUUAACUAGCUAGCUAUAAUGUUUAGCUACUGUAGCUAGUAGGCUAACGUGUGUGGUGAUAAGUAUAAGUACCAGGCAAGCUAAAAACGGGCUGGUGUGUGUGAUAACUCCAGCCURCUCUCCCUCUCCGUGGCUACACUACUGAUGCCGGUCUCGGCCGGGGCUCCAUGGAAGAGCUGCUAGCACAGGACCGAACAAGGAACGGGACUGCAACCGACUCCCCUCACCCCUGCCCGACACGGUCCCUGCUCAUCUCUCUGGUCCAACGGGAUAUUAUUACCGUGGGGUGAGCCUGGAAACGACCGACCGAGCGAGCGGCGAUGGGGUCAGAAGUACUUUUCCAACUUUUUCUACAACUUUUAUGAAAGGUCUUAUAAUAAAGUUUAGAUUUAUUUAUACCUACAUCAAACUGGUUAAGGUUAUGCAGUGUGUUUGUCCGGCAGUGAUGAGAUGUCAUGUCGCUAGCUCAUAUAGAAGCUACCAUCUCUAGAUGUUCGACAGACACGGUUGGAACCCAGCAUACUGCUCCCGCUACAGAAUCCGGUUAGCGAUCCAGGACAAGAUGAGUGGGGGGAAGAAGAGGAGUGGCUUCCAGAUUACUAGUGUGACGUCAGUCACACAGAGCUCUGGGAAGCUCCACCCAUGUUCAGGCCUCUAGCCAAUCAAAUCCCUCCCUUCAGUCCUCCAGCCAAUCCACUGCUUCCUCCCAGCCUGGCCCUCCCACCAGCAGGGAAGUUUCUCCCAGCCGACGACUCUCUCUCUGAGGAAAUCCAACUCACAAGAUGCUGUGGGGCAGGGCUCCAGGUUCCGAGUUGUCAGAUGGCAGGGCCAUGGAGAACCAUUGCCGGGGCGAUGGACCUGUACGGACUUUCUGGAACGAGGAAGGGUGGGGCUUAGAUGGGUGAUGGACAGCAUGAGACACGCCCACUCUCUGGAGUCGCUGGAGGGGAUUGGUCUACAGAGGGCUGGGGAGGUGCUGGAGGCGAGCUCUGGGACACGUGCGCACACUCAGGACGGGACACCUUGUUCACUCUCAGGGUACCUCCCACUUGCUGGCACAGCCAAUAGGGUCAGAUGGGGAGGGGUUUGGAGGGCUGAAGCCGCUCCUCCUCCACAGCGACCCGCCUCUCCCACACCCUGGAAAGAUUCAACUCGCGAGUGGUCGACUCCAUGCCCCCGCUGCCCAGCCCCCCCACGGAACAUCCACCCCCCUCUACGCCUGGACGUGGACGCUACCGGGAGGUCUCUGUUGAGAGUGUCUCAUUCCCAGCCCAGCUCCCCUGGGCCCCCCCUACAGGGUAGAGAUGGUACGUUCCUACCCAGUCUGACUCCCAUCCAGACUUCUUCGGCCUGGUCCAUGUUCGGCUCCGGGGAGGCUGUCCAUCUGCCGGGGGACGACAGUGGGUCGAGCAGCAGCAUGAUCGCAAUCGACAACAAGAUAGAGCAAGCCAUGGACCUUGUAAAGACCCACCUGAUGCUGGCGGUCAGAGAGGAGUGGAGUUGCUAUGGAACAGAUUAGAGACCUAUCCGAGAGGAACGCCCAGCUGGAAGAGAGAACUAUAUCCUGAGAACUCUGAGAGACAGAGACUGACACAGCCACAAAAUGUUACACUCCUGUAAUGAUCACCCCGUUGUUUAAAUUAGUAAUACCUGUAACAUUACUGAUCAGUGAAUCUGUCAAACUGCAGAAACUAUAAAAAAUAACUGUGACUAAAGAG